Molecule: messenger RNA, 2418 nt
Organism: Porites lobata
Lineage: Eukaryota; Metazoa; Cnidaria; Anthozoa; Scleractinia; Poritidae
Source: the annotation of a GenBank genome assembly
AUGUACGUGUUCAAUGUCUACUUCACCUGUUUAUUUGUUUUUAUUUUUUCAUAUAAGGAAAUUUCAGCGGAGCAAGACCGAGUGUUUGACCAGUUUCAACGGCCGAAUGUUACAAAUGUAGUUUUGAUUGGUGCCACGGGUGACUUGGCGAAGAAAUAUUUAUGGAAUGGCUUUUUCAAGCUGUUUAGACAGGAAAGGAGAGAAAAAAACACUUUUAGAUUCUACGCUGCCGCUCGUGACGACUUUAACAUUGGUAAAAUGAAGAUUGAUACCAUCUUAGAUGACUGUUUAAAAUGCCCUGCGAACGACUCUAGCUGUGCUGACGAGAAGAGCGCUUUUGUCAGUGUCACGCAAUAUCAUCGUUUAAAAGCGGAAAACGACUACAAGUCUUUGUGCCUUAAGCUCUCAGAAAAUGUGAGCCCAGACGAGAGGGAAGGAGGUCGUUUGUUCUAUUUGUCAGUGCCCCCAUUUGCAUACUCGCAGAUUGCACAGAGAAUCCACUCUUUCUGCCGCCAUGGAGAUAAGCACACCUGGACUCGACUUGUGCUAGAAAAACCUUUCGGCUCGGACUUAAAAUCUGCCCAGGAGCUGGCUAAAAAUCUGUCCAAUUAUUUCAAUGAAAAUGAAAUAUAUCGCAUUGAUCACUAUGUGGGAAAAACAGGAGUGAUGCAGAUCUUGGAUUUUCGCUUUGACAACCGUGAACAGUAUAAAGAUGUUUGGAAUAGAGAUCACAUUGAGAGAGUGGAGAUUGUUUUGAAGGAAAGGAGCGACUGCAAAGGAAGAACAAACUUUUAUGACAGCUACGGUGUCAUCCGUGAUGUCAUGCAAAAUCACAUGACUGAACUCAUUGUCAUGGUUGCUAUGGAGUUACCAAACAGUCUUAGUAAUAAAACAAGCAUUAUGCAAAACAAGCUAAGGCUUUUAAAAGAAAUCAAGCCAAUGAAUAGAUGGAGUGCAGUUACUGGUCAGUAUAAAGAGUACAAUAAGCACUGCCAUCUUGACAAAGGGCAAGAUGAAACAGUCGCCCCUCACAGCCGAAGCAACACACCUACUUUUGCUUCUGUGUCUGUCUUCAUAAAUAAUGCACGCUGGCAUGGUGUGCCUUUUGUGUUGGUGUCUGGAAAGCAGCUUGAUGAGAGAACAGCUUAUGUACGGGUAGUAUUCAAAAGCAAUAUCCAUAAAGUACACUCUGCUUCAAGUAAGGCUGAAAAAUGUGACGUCAGACAGAUUGUGUUCCAUAUUCAAGGAGAGCACAUCCAAAAACCAGCAAUUCUUAUUUCAGGAAUUCUUCCCAAACCUGUAUCUUUUCAGCCACUGAAAGCUCCAGAGAAGAAACCUGUUGUCCUUUUUGGUUGUUCAAUGGAGGAUUUUUAUGCUUUAAAUCAGAAACACUCUGUUGAUGCUUACACAACUCUUAUAUCAGCUGUCUAUCAUGAACAGCAAAACUUAUUUGUUGGAACAGAAGACCUUUUGACUUCCUGGAAAGUCUGGACACAUUUGCUAGAUAGUUUGAACAAUACAAUUCCCCAACAAUAUGUCCCGGAAAACUUGGAGGUGCUAGAAUUUACUACACUGGGUGAACGGCUUGAGUUUUCAUGGAAAAAUGACAAGGGAACUUGUGAUAAUGAUGGAAUCUGUAAGUCAGCUGGGAAGACAAUUGACCAUUACAGACCUGAGUUGUUUAGAAAUAAUCACCUAGAAACUGGAACAUGCUUGAAGGUUAUAAAGAAUCUAGCCAUCAGUAUAACUGAACAUGCCCUUAGAGCUGUUUCAAUGAGUGGAAUAUUUCACUUAGCUUUACCAGGAGGUACCUCUCCUGUAAUGUUGUUUGAAUCUCUGGCUUUCAGUGUCAAGGAAUUUCCAUGGCAACACACCCAUAUAUGGCUAGUGGAUGAACGAUGUGUCCCACCAACCAGCAAGGAUUCAAAUUUUAAUUUGAUUUAUGAGAAACUCUUCAAACAUAUUCCUGUUUCUCCUUUCAAUAUUCACCCAAUGUAUGUCAUGUUGAAGAGUGGAUUAUGUGACGUAAACGACAAUGGUGCUGAACACUAUGAGGCAGAAUUGAGGAGGUCUGUAGCCAACGGCCAGUUAGAUUUUGUGGUUCUCGGUAUUGGCUCAGAUGGACAUACAGCUUCUUUGUUUCCACAUCAGACAGUUCUUAAUAAAACUGACAAAUGGAUCAGUUUAACAGAAACUGGCUAUGACCAUGGGGUAAAUCAGAGAAUGACCAUGACCUUGAGCUUACUUAACAAAGCUAAAACAAUAGCUGUUCUUGUCGUGGGUAAUAAAAAGCAGAAUGUAGUUAAGGAAAUAUCAAGCGGUGAAGUCGAUAUAUGGAAUUACCCGGUAACUGGAAUUCACCCAGAUACAGGAGACAUGACUUGGUAUAUUGAUAAUGAAGCCUUAGGCUUGAAGUAA